Molecule: messenger RNA, 1337 nt
Organism: Daphnia pulicaria
Lineage: Eukaryota; Metazoa; Arthropoda; Branchiopoda; Diplostraca; Daphniidae
Product: upstream-binding factor 1-like protein 1
Exons: 7
Coding region: 151-1110 (319 amino acids)
Source: RefSeq, a predicted model, not a curated record
ACUCAUCUGAGGAAUUAUCGGAUCCUUGCCGAAGUGUUAGAAGAUGCUGAAUCGUGGGUAGAUGGACCAUGUUAUAAUAACUUAAACAAAAGAAGAAAGAAUAACCAGAAGUGUCCUGAUGAUCGGUCUAAAAAGCCAAGAACUUCAUAAAUGUUGCCCUUUGUGGAGCAAAAAGAUGCUGUUUUGGAGAAGAGUUUUGAAGAAGAGAGAUUAAAUUGUUAUCACCAGAAAAAUGAAUUGGUUUCAACAACACUGCAAUCCCCUGCUUUGGCGGCUAGUAGUCAAUUGUUAUUCAAAGCAGGAAAUAUGACUGAACCACUUAAACCACCAACGAGUGCUGCUGCUUAUUACGUUAUGAAGCAUCAGUCUAGAUUUGGUGAACGUACUCCUUGUGAAAUCGAUUUUGUUUGGCUAAGGUUGUCUGUGGAACAGAGGAAGAAGUGCAUUGAAGAGCAUUCAAAGAAGUAUGAAGAAUAUGUUAUUGAUAUGUUCGAAUUCGCCAAGUCAUUGAAUCCAGCCGAACUCAGAUCUUUCCAAAUAUUUAUGAAGAAUCGAGCUCGAGGUCUGGAGGAUGGAGAUAAAAAUAGUAAAUCCAUUUCCGCAUCUUUAAAAUCCUCAGAGGGUUCCAGUGAUUCGCCGUCCAAAGAAUCCGCGGCAAGUGUUGAUGCGAAAUUUGCCAAGUCACCUUCGAAAAUCCAGCCAUCUGUGAAUGCCAAUGUGAAGUCAUCAACAGAAAAAGAGGUGGCUAGUCAAUCGUUAUUCAAAGCAGGAAAGAUGACUGAACCACUUAAACCACCAGCGAGUGCUGCUGCUUAUUACGUUAUGACGCAUCAUUCCAAAUUGGGUUAUCUUACUCCUGCUGAAAUUAAUGCUCUUUGGGGAACGUUGUCUGAGAAAGAAAUGAAAAAGUGCAUUGAAGAACACAAAAAGAAGCAUGAAGACUACGUUCGGGACUUUGAAAAAUUCAUCAGGAUAUUGAAUCCAGCCGAACUUAGAUCUUAUCGCACAAUUAUGAAGAUCCGUGCUCGGGAUCAGGAGGAUGAAGUUCAAGAAAGUUCUGACGAGGAAAGUUCUGAUGAAGAAAGAAAUGACGAAGAAAGAAUGUUGUGAACCGACUAGUUCAAAUGAAACAAGUAACGCUUUCUGUGGCGAUGACCUUGUAAUUGCCUCAGAAGAAGACUAAACGGGCUGAAAAUGUACUAUUUAAAGUGUUUAAUUGAAGUGUUAAAUGUUUCAAAAGUACCUAUCAAAUAGUUAAUGGUCGUCAAAUUGCAUGGUGUUGCACAUCCGUUAAUUCAGGAUCUCUAUAGACCUUUAAAAUAAAAUGCUCAAACAAA